AUGACAGACUGGGUUGCUGUAAACAAAGGCAUGCUCUCACGUUUGCUGUACCCAAAUCCAGUGUGUUUGCUCUCAGUGUGUAGUCUAGAUCAUCGUAUACGUAGUCUGAUGACAAUUAGUUGGCUCACGGCGAUUAAUAAUCAGGGGAAAUUCAUUUGUUCUGUUCAUACAACGCGCAAUACAGCAAUAUUAUUGAAAAAAAUGGGUGCUGUCUUUGUGCUUAAUGUCCCAGUGCGGGGAAUGGAAGAGCUAAUUCUUGCCAUUGGUGGCACUUCAAGUGCGGACGGGGAUAAGUUUGAGCAACUUAACGUAGCUCUUUGUGCACCAGGAGGUGGUCCAUUGGAAGGACCAGCAACAUCUGCCACUAAAAUAGGACAUUCACUCAAGCAAAAAGUCUCAAAAAAAGAUCUAAUGCGACAAGAAGUGACUGAAGCUGUUGCUCAAAGUAUUGCACUAAGUGACUGUGUGGCGCAUCUUGUCUGUCGUGUUGAUACUGUGACUGACGACGAUGGCCAUUUAUUGCUCCGAUGUACGCAAUUAGCAGGCUGGGCACGACAAGAGUAUUGGGAUGGACGCAAUUUUAUUGCACAAUACGGCACUCACGCUGAACCGUACUUAACAUUUUUAGGAAGCAAAACUUUUGGGUACGUACUACCAGAAAAAUCAGUCACAUCACUGAAGGAAAUAUAG
This is a messenger RNA of Plasmopara halstedii, 690 nucleotides long. Its product is annotated as phosphatidylinositide phosphatase sac1-like protein. Lineage: Eukaryota; Oomycota; Peronosporomycetes; Peronosporales; Peronosporaceae. Bases 1 to 690 code for a protein of 229 amino acids. The record is from RefSeq and is a predicted model, not a curated record. The transcript has 3 exons.